AUUUACUUAUCAUUGCUUCUAAGGAUAUUCCAAAAAGUAUUCGUUUCGAUAUAUGGGAUGAAGUAGAAAGCUAUCUUAAUGAAUACGGAACUAGAAACAGCUUUGCUCAUAUCAACUUAUCUAUCUUGGAACGAGCUACACAAAUUGCAAUUACAACAUAUGUUAAUAAACAUAACCAUAUCUUUCUUCCUAAAAUCCGAAGUUUUGAAAUCAAAUAUCAGUUACUAUCUAAAGAAGCGUUGGAUGAAAUAAAUAUAAUAACAAAGCAUAGUAAUUUGUCAUUAAUAGUGCAAAAAAGUCUUUUAAAAGCUCGAUUUUCUGAUCUGAAUUUUCAAGACCAAGAUCUAGUAAACGAGAUUCAAAAAGCAAAAAGUACAACCAAGAUUAGUAAUGAUACAUCAGUUUUACUUACUACCCUUAUGCAAAAAAAAUUAGAGGAUCCAUGCUGGGUUGUUGACUUCGAGCUGGAUAAUAACAAUCACCUAACUCAUCUUUUUUGA
Messenger RNA from Racocetra persica, 500 nucleotides. The record is from the annotation of a GenBank genome assembly. NCBI's taxonomy places the organism in Eukaryota, Fungi, Glomeromycota, Glomeromycetes, Diversisporales, Gigasporaceae.